Molecule: messenger RNA, 1822 nt
Organism: Phoenix dactylifera (date palm)
Lineage: Eukaryota; Viridiplantae; Streptophyta; Magnoliopsida; Arecales; Arecaceae
Source: RefSeq, a predicted model, not a curated record
CUCUCUUCGUGUCUGUUGGAUUUGUCCGCCCUCUCGCCGGCUCUCUCUCUCUCCAAAUUGCCAGGUGUACUUCCGUGAAGCUUUGGGAGAGUCGAGAGAGGAGGAAAGAUUUGUUUUUGAGGAAGAAAAACGAUCGGAGAUUCGAGAUCGAAACAAAUCCAAGCGAAAGGAAAGGCGGGCAGAGAAGAGAAGCGAAGAAGAGAGGAGAGCGUUUCAGGCGUUUGAUGGCAAUGAUGGUGGCUCACGGGAGGGUUUUAGUAUGCUGGGAAAAGGCCACGCCCACCUGUGCGCUUUGAUUUCUUAGCUCCGCUCCGGUCCUUAAAGAGCCUCCUUUUGUAAAGGAAGAGAAAAAUAUGCUCAAAAAGAAGUCUUUUUUGGGAGAGAGACAGAGAGGGAAGAAGCAAGAGGAAGAGGAAUAGAAAAAGAAAAAGGGAAGAAAGCUCAAACUCUCUGUGUGUGUGGGAGAGAGAGAGAGAGAGAGAGAGAGAGAGUGAGAAGAGGGGAGGGGAGAGCUCUUCUUUUUAUGCCCUUUUUCUUGAAGGAUAGACAAAAAGCCGAAAUAAAAGCAAAAGAUGGCAGAAGAUUGCUGUUCUUUCAAUAAGGAGUCAUUCAUAAUAAAGCCUCCAAAGAAAUCGCCGCUUGCAUUGAGGAUGGUUGUCUUGGCUGCCGUUAUGAUCUGUGGCGUUUAUAUUUGCUCUAUGUGUUUAAAGCAAAUAGGAAAUCAUGGUGUGCCCAGAAUAAUAAAGAUUGAACUAGCAGAACAGCCUUGCCAUGAUCCUGGUAUUCCACCAUCUGAGAUUCCUUAUGCGCACUAUCCGGAACCUACCACUUAUAGCCGGGAAGAAUGUGCAUGCACACCAGUUCGGUACUUUGCUAUAUUGUCAAUGCAGAGGUCUGGAAGUGGGUGGUUUGAGACUUUGCUAAACAGCCACAUUAACAUUAGCUCUAAUGGGGAGAUAUUCUCCGUCAAAGAAAGGAGAAGUAGUAUAUUAGCUAUCAUAAAGACAUUGGACAAAGUUUACAAUCUAGAUUGGCACAGUAGUGCUUCAAAAAAUGAAUGCACAGCUGCUGUCGGCUUUAAGUGGAUGCUUAAUCAGGGUCUUAUGGCAAAUCAUGAAAAAAUAGUUGAUUACUUCAAGAUAAGAGGGGUCUCUGCAAUAUUCCUUUUUAGAAGAAACCAACUCCGCCAGAUGGUUUCAAUACUAGCAAACAAUCAUGAUCGAAAUACUAAGCAGUUAAAUGGAACGCAUAAAGCUCACGUGCAUUCAAAAGAUGAGGCUGAAGUUCUUGCACGAUACAAGCCUACAAUUAAUGCGACAUCAUUGAUUUCACAUCUACGAAACACCGGGGAGUUGGCUGCCAAUGCUCUUGAAUACUUUAACGGCACCCGCCACAUUGUUCUCUACUAUGAGGAUCUCAUUCAGAACCGCACUAAAAUGGUGGAUGUUCUGGACUUCCUUAAAGUGCCUCAGAGAAAGCUGGCCAGUCGUCAUGUUAAAAUACACACUAGGCCAUUGUCCGAGCAGGUUCAGAACUGGGAUGAUGUCUACUGUGCCCUUAAAGGAAGUCGGUAUGAGAACUUCUUGCAUGCUGACUACAAAAUGUAGAGUGUGACCAUGAGUUCAGUUGGUGUAUAUAAUUUCCCUUCUUUUCUCCCCUUGCCAAUAGCUGGCUUUUUAUGCAAUCAUAAGCCAGAAAAAUUUUGGUUGUCGAAAUAGCAUUUGAUGCUUAAAAAAUAUUCCCAAAGCUUUCCAACUUUCUUGUUUCCCUAAGAAUAUGAUUCAUGGUAUACAAGUUGGCUCCAAGAUGCGUCGUUUCCGUA